Molecule: messenger RNA, 492 nt
Organism: Saprolegnia diclina VS20
Lineage: Eukaryota; Oomycota; Saprolegniomycetes; Saprolegniales; Saprolegniaceae
Exons: 2
Coding region: 1-492 (163 amino acids)
Biological process (GO): response to oxidative stress
Molecular function (GO): glutathione peroxidase activity
Source: RefSeq, a predicted model, not a curated record
AUGUCGAGUGCGUCGUCGUUCUAUGAGCUCAGCAGCAAGAACACGGACGGCGUCGAGAUCUCGAUGGCCAAGUUCACGGGCCGCGUCUGCCUCGUCGUCAACCUCAACUACACUCAACUUGUCGAGCUCGAUCGCCGGUACCGUGACCGCGGGCUGCAGAUCCUCCUGUACCCGUGCAACCAGUUUGCCAACCAAGAGCCCGGCACGAACGACGAGAUUCUCGCGUUCGCGCGGAGCUACGGCGUGACGUUUCCCGUCAUGGAAAAAGGCGAUGUGAACGGGUCCAAGACACAACCCGUCUUCAAGUACCUUAAGAGCAAACUCCGGGGCACGUUUACAUCGACAAUCAAGUGGAACUACACCAAGUUUCUCAUUGACCGCAACGGCCAGCCGUACAAGCGCUUCGGGACGUUUACGCCGCCGAUCAAGCUCAUCGACGACAUCCUCGAUCUCCUCGACGAAGAGACGCGCCCCACAAGUGCGUGCGACUAG